Stylonychia lemnae is the source of this 561-nucleotide messenger RNA. Lineage: Eukaryota; Ciliophora; Spirotrichea; Sporadotrichida; Oxytrichidae. The record is from the annotation of a GenBank genome assembly.
AUGGAGAUCAUGAAUAAGACUAUCUCCCUUGCACUCUAAAAAGAUAUUACUUUUGUCCUAUAAUUUGUUCCUUCCGCUUAAAACCUUGCUGAUGCUCCUUCAAGAUAGAAGAUUAAAGGACAUAUUGAUGACUGCUAUCAACUGACUUCGAACAUUAUAUCAGCUGAUGAGGUAAUUGCUUACUUUGAUGUGCUACCUAAAGAGUCACACCAUGACAUGAAUACAGUGGUCGUAAAUUACCUUCAACACUAAAAGAAGAGAGCUUAUAUGUAUAAACACUUUCAGUUAUACAUCUUGGAUAACAAGGACUUUUUCCUGGAGACAGAGACCAAGUAAGUGGCCCUUACAACUGCUAUUGCUGAAGCUAUUAUGCUUUAUAAUUGGACUCCUGUCUCACAUAAAGUCGAAUGGUAAAGAGUCUUGGAAACUCUAAGUGACCAUAAGAGGCUAUUAUCUAAGGCUCUCGAUCUAGCUGAGGUCUAAAAUGAUAGAUCAAGAUUGAAAUUAAUGAACACAUGGACCAGAUCAAUGAUACCAAGUACCAUUAGGAUAGAAACGUGA